Molecule: messenger RNA, 2427 nt
Organism: Didymodactylos carnosus
Lineage: Eukaryota; Metazoa; Rotifera; Eurotatoria; Philodinida; Philodinidae
Source: the annotation of a GenBank genome assembly
AUGGAAAGUAAUGUAAAUAGUAAAGAAUUAUUAGUAGAACCAAGUUGCACAACAGUAUUCGAAUGUGAAUCACUAUCAAUUAUGAGUGUUCUCUAUUCAAUUGUAAAAUCAAUAGAUACAGAUGUUUUGCCGUUAUCGUCAAUGGAUGAUGAAGUAAAUGCACCACGGAUGGAUUCGUUGAGCCCGUUAACCAUACCGAUGACGACAGCAAAAGAUUCGAAUGAAAACAUACACAGUAGUGGCAUUACAAUUACUGAGGAAUCAUUAUUAAGCUCCUCGUGUGAGGAUGCAAAAAUACGAUAUAUUUGUAGAAAGAUUUUGCUGUCUAAUUCGGUCAUCAUGGCCCUUACGGACAUUAAUACAUUAACAACACACAGUGGUGGUGGCAAUCGGAAAGUAGCUAUUCGUUCAUUAUUGGAUGAAGGUUUAUUGCUAGAAGAUUUUUAUUUGGCACGGCGUAAUGCAACAACAACAAAUACAGCAACUCUUAAAUGUUACGCAAAAGCAUUCCCUAUGAAUAACUCGAUAACAGCUAAAACAAAAUUUAUAGAUUCAUUAUCUAAAUACAAUGUGCGUUGGAGUGAAUAUAUAUUAUCCUUUAAUCAUGGUCAAAUAAUUGAGAUUGAUUCAAUGUCACUAUCAGAAAAAGCGAAAGAAUUAUUCCAAGCAAACGAUUAUUACAAACAAUAUGUUCGUUAUGAUGUACAUCAAAUUCUUCUGCCAUUGCAAGAACAUAAAACAAAUCUUUCUUCGAGGACUACGGACACAUUUCAUACGGUAGCAAAAAAAUCAACGAAAAAACGAAGAUUAAGUGUUACAACAGAUGAAACUAAUGCUGUUGGUGAUAUAAAUUUGUCGAAAAAACCUCGGCCAUUUUUGGCUGUUGUUCAUAUAAUGGAUUGGGAUAAACAGUUGUCCGUCAACGUUACUGAUAUUGAAAAUGUUUAUAUUUUAUUGAUAAGAAGAAUGACUAUCAAGGAAAUUUCCAUACUGUCGACGCUGGAUGAUAUUUUGCGAAGUGAAUUACCACAAAAACAAUCGCAUUUAAGAAGAAUACUGAGUUCCUCUGAGAAUACAAACUAUACCGAACGUGAUGUCAGUUUUAUGUUAUCAAUGUUAAACGAUAUACCGCAGUCUAAAUUUGUAUCAUCGGCUGCAAUCAAAGAGAACGAAAUCAUAUAUUUUGGUGGUAGUGCAGCAUUUCAUUUCAAUCUGUUUACGUCGUUUACAUCAAAUCUAAUUUUUUGUCAUUCGCCAUUCAAUGGUUUUACUAAUGCAUAUAACCGUACAAUUGAACUAAUUCAAAAACAUGAUUCAAAUCAACAAAUAUCAGUGAAAGACCGUCGUUUAGAUCCAAAAUUAUUCCAGAAUACAUGGUUGAUGUUUGAAUUAUGUCGAUUUCAGUUCAUGGUGACCGAUGAAUGUUUUUGUGAAAUACCUUCAUGUUACGAAGGCCAAAGUCGUAAUGUGUUUUUGAGUGUAAACAAUGAACGUUUAUAUUCACUAUUUGUUAGUUUUUGGACACACCACGAAACCAUUCCUUUUAAAAAGUGUAAAUCAGAAAAUUGUUUGAAAGUCUUUCUGACCGACGGACACCAAAAACCUGAUAGAAAAGUGUGCUCCUUUGACAAUGUAUGCGAUAUUACCAUACCGGAGUUGGGACCAAUUCUCAUUGGUUGUCCACACACGCCUAUACGAGAAAACGGAAGCGGUGAUAAAUUUUAUUGCGAUCAACAUCAACCGGAAUUGUUACAGGAACUUCAACAACAACAAUAUACAAUUAAGAAAGAAGCUUUGUCAAAAACUCAAAUAGACAAUGAAAUCAUUGAAAAAUCAUACAAUCCAUGUAAUGUUUAUCGUGACGAAAUGCAAGAAACGAAGAGAACAAGUUUUGGAUUUUUGGCAACAUUUCUUAGUUGCGGUGUAAUUGUGGGUUUUGAUGAGUCGUAUCGAGCGGAGGGUAUGAGAAGAGUUAUUCGCCAUCUAAUUUGUAUUUUAGGUAGAGGCAAGUUACCACCAGCUAUGCUUUACGAUACAGCAUGCACUCUCCGAUUGUUUAUCGACAAAUGGUUCAAUACCGAAUAUUUAUCGAACACAGAAAAUGCAGAAUUUCUGAAAACAAUGUCACUUGCGAUUGAUCGUUUCCAUCAGCCGAAUCAUACAAGGAAAAUGUGUCGAAAUGAAAUGAAUUGUGAUCAUCAAACACAUAAUGGACUAUUUAAAAAUGUCGACACACAAAUAUGUGAAAGAAUGUUCUCGUAUUUCACCAAUUUUAAACAUGCAUUUCGUUCUUACAAUUUUCCGAAAAGUGCCACGUUUUAUUUAAUUUUAUUCCAUCUUAAGAAUUGCGAUACAGUUGGAAUCAAUCCCAAUCAUCAACGGCUCGGUAUGCUGGUCAUUCCGAAUAAAUAUCGCGUAACCAGAUGA